CUUGAAAUUGUCCCGACUAGAGGAGGCGAGGACUUGGGAAAAGCAGCUCGUCCUAAACUCGAUAGCUGCUUUAGCUAACGGAUUAACGGCAGCUUUAAGCGUUGUUGCUAACGUAUGAUAGUGUUUCCACUAGUUCAUUCAAUUCAAUUCGACGGGGGAAGGUUGUUUAGCCGACUUUGGAGAGGGCUAACACAUCGGAGGGAGCAUCGUUAUAUGUUGUUUUCCUGUUGGAGCGGACGGAGCUGUGGUUGUGGCCGGGCAGCCCCGCCGGACUGUUGGGCGAAACUGAGGAUUUCCACACGGAAUAUAACAACAACAAUACGUGUUUUUGAACCCUCCUGUUUUCGCAGAAGGAGAUUCGAAACGCUAUUUUUCAAUUACGUUUUUUUUUUUUUUAAAAAGCUAUGCGACUGAGCUUAUCGAGGAGAAGUUUGAUUGGAGAGCGGAGUGCGCUUGAUUUGCAGUCCGAUGGAUGUUAGCCCUGCCCGGCUGUGGCUCGGCUCUCUGCUCCCCUGGCUCUGAAAAUACCAGGUCAGACACCAACAAGCCCAGGUGAACACGUCUGUUUAACAAUGCUGCAGAUCUUGCAAGUACAUGACAGCCCCGGCUCGAAUGCCAACAAGUCGCCAUCCAUUGCUUGUCUGUAAAACCUGGAAAUACCUCCAAUCAUCCCCUCCUCUUCUACUUCUUCUUCAUCCCCCUCCUCCUCCUCUUCCUCCUCUUCUUUAAUAAUUUUUGGAGGCUUGCAUUACCUGGGAUACUGUGGAUUUAGACUCGACAUCGACAUUUUUUUCUUUUUUAAAGAUGCCCUUUUUGCAGAGACAGUGCUCUGUGCAGCAGCGAGACAUUUAAUUUGACUCUUUGAAUUUGAGAUUCUUUUUUUUUGUUAGUUUCGUUUUUUUUUCAUUCUCUUUCUAGUCAGAGGAUCAGAUUCGGAUGGAAAAUGGGAGACGCCACCAAACUGGCCUUCGCCGUGUUCCUCAUCUCCUGCUCUUCAGGUGCCAUCCUGGGACGCUCGGAGACACAGGAGUGCGCCUACUACAACUCCAGCUGGGAAAAGGAGCGCACCAACCGCAGCGGCAUCGAGCCCUGCUAUGGCGAGAAAGACAAGCGGCGGCACUGCUUCGCCACGUGGAAGAACGUCUCGGGAACCAUCGAGAUCGUCAAGCAAGGCUGCUGGCUGGACGACGUCAACUGCUACGACAGUAACGAGUGUGUGGAGAGGAAGGAGAGUCCCGACGUUUUCUUCUGCUGCUGUGAAGGCAAUAUGUGCAACGAGAGGUUCCUGUACACACCUGAAACGCCUCCACAGAGCGGCCCGCACCAAUCAACCGCCUACACCACCUCCAACCCCUUUUCCCAGAAUCCCCAGCUCUUCAGCACUCUGCUCUACUCCCUGGUUCCCAUCAUAGGCCUGGCCGCCGUCGUCCUCUUCUCCUUUUGGAUGUGGAGACAUCACAAACUGGCCUACCCAGCGGCCCUCGUCCCCACACAUCACGCCUUUCACAUUAUGGUGGAGGAUCCCGGGCCCUCACCCCCGUCCCCCAUUUUGGGACACAAACCGCUGCAGCUGAUCGAGGUGAAAGCCAGGGGGCGCUUUGGGUGCGUGUGGAAGGCCCAGCUGCUGAACGACUUUGUGGCCGUUAAGAUCUUCCCCAUUCAGGACAAGCUGUCUUGGCAGAACGAGUACGAGAUCUUCACCGUGAGCGGCAUGAAGCACGACAACAUCCUCCACUUUAUCGGCGCGGAGAAGAGGAACAACAACCUGGACCUGGAGCUGUGGCUCAUCACCGCCUACCACGACAAGGGCUCGAUGACCGACUACCUGAAGGCCAACGUGGUGUCGUGGAACGAGCUCUGCCACAUCAGUCAGACAGCGGCCCGUGGCCUGGCCUACCUCCACGAGGAUAUCCCGGGACACAAGGACGGACACAAGCCCUCCAUCGCCCACAGGGACAUUAAGAGUAAGAAUGUGCUGUUGAAGAAUAACCUGACCGCUUGCAUAGCGGACUUUGGCCUUGCCCUCCAGUUCGAAGCAGGGAAAUCAGCAGGGGACACACAUGGACAGGUGGGGACGCGGCGUUACAUGGCUCCUGAAGUCCUGGAGGGGGCCAUCAACUUCCAGCGCGACGCCUUCCUGCGCAUCGACAUGUAUGCCUUCGGCCUCGUGCUCUGGGAGCUCGCGGCACGAUGCACCGCUGCCGACGGCCCAGUGGACGAGUACAUGCUCCCGUUUGAGGAGGAGGUGGGUCAGCAUCCGUCUCUGGAGGACAUGCAGGACGUGGUGGUUCAUAAGAAGCUGCGGCCCAUCCUGCGGGACUGCUGGCAGAAACACGCGGGUCUGGCCAUGCUCUGUGAGACCAUCGAGGACUGCUGGGACCACGAGGCCGAGGCUCGCCUGUCCGCCGGCUGCGUCGAGGAGCGCAUCGGCCAAAUGCAGCGCCAAGCCCCCAUCAUCGGCCCCGAGGAGAUCGUCACGGUCGUCACCAUGGUGACCAACGUGGACCUCCCGCCCAAGGAGUCCAGCUUAUGAUGGGCCGGUCGGUCGACGCCGGUUUGAGCCAGCAGAAACACGGAUCGACACGAGGGGGAUGAACGGCCGACCCUGGUUGGUUGGCGGAGUGUUUUUUUGUUUGUUCCUUUCCGUUUUUAUCGUCUUUUAAGUGCGGGCCGCUACUCGCGUUCAGGAAACACCCUGCGCCCACCUCACCACAUCAGUUGACACCCACCUCAUUGUGAAAAUGUGUCCCCGAGGAUUUUAUCAUUUUAACAGUCGAGAACUCUCUCAUCCCGAUCAAACCGAUUCAGGAUAUUAACAACGACAGACGACGCCCAGGGACAGUGCUGACAUUCUGGGACGGCGACACCCAACAAACACUUUUAUCAUGUAUUGUUUUUAUAUAUACACACACACACACACACACACACACACACACACACGAUACAUACACAUACCAUACAUAUAGGACGGCGACUUUUUCUGCUCGGUCUUCUACAGAGAGAAAAGAUCGGGCGGAGAAAAUUUCACAGGACUCUGAGUGCAUUUUAGUGUAAAAAAAAAAAAAAAGAAAGGAAAAAAAAAAGACGAGCACCUGGCUCUCGUACAUUUGCUUUUUUCUCGUGUGCGUUUUUUCCCAAAAACGACUAUCGUUCUGCCAUAAGCAACAGCUUCUGAAUGUUUAUAGUGUAAUGCUGCUGUACAUAGUGUAUUAGGGACCCAGACGACUGGGUAAUCAAGCUUAUUUAGGGCUGGGGAGGGGGGGGGGGGUCCAUUUUCAAGCAUUACGACGAUGAAAACCAUAAACCUCCUUCAACCAGGUAUACCUCAGUUCAGAUGGACACAGUUUAAAUUAGUUCCCUCUCCCUGUUCCCGCCCAUAGCUCACAAUCUCCACGGUUCUCCAUGACAUCCCUAAACAGUCUACUGUCAGCCAUGACACUCAUGGGUAAUGUAGUCCACAAGCCUGGAUACACACACGGCCCCUACACACCGAAAGUGUCCCCUUUCUCAGUCUCACAUUGAGUUUUUUUUUUUUGACUGGAUAAAAACUUUCUCCUUUUUUGGUAGUUCUAUGGUUUCCUCUCUGUUCUGAUAAUUAGGUGUGGGGGGCAUGCCUCUGUAUUUCUUAUUUUUAUUGGGUUUGCCGUGUCAACUGUCAACGGAGUAAUAAUUUCUUUCGCUGGCAGGCCUAAUUUUUGGCCAUGAGAUCUGGAUCUACAGUAUUUCCAUCUCUGGAUCAGCGCUGGGUACCAACUAAUGCUACCUUUUGAUAUUUGAAAUCCGAAGGUUAUUAACUCGCUUGUCAAACUCUUGGAGCAUAUUCGUCUUGUUCCUUUUCAUUUUGUGAGAUCAGUAUGUGUGGUCUGAUUCGAUCUAUAGGAAAAAGCAGAUUAACAAUAACAGAUCAUCCGAUCAUUUAUUUAAGGAGGUUCAUCAGAUUUAAAGUGCAGGGGUACCCAGCCCUGACUUGGAAUUAUACCUGGAUCUGAGCCACCUUGCUUCUGAUUGGAUUGCACACACAUCUUUUUUUUAAUUACUAUCAAGAGUUUCUGCUCUCUUUUGAUACACCUCAGGAAUCUUUGCUACGCCCCACCUCCUCACCUCAUCUUCCUCCUCUUGUCCUCCCCCGUCUCAGACUGGAGUACCUCCUUCUCUCGCUUGCUCUCUCUCUCUCUUUCUCGCCUCAUCUCUACUUGUAAUGGGUUAGCCGUGCUGUCACGCUCAAUGUGUCCCCGCUGUCUUAAGGACCAGAUGAAAUCUUAACAGCGGUUGGGCAUCGUUUAGAUUUUUUAAAUUCUGAUUGUUCUGAUUCGGGUUCUUGUCGAUUCCGAUUCUUUGAGGGAUGAAGUUGGUACGGGCCACAUGCUUAUUUUACAGAUUAGAGGAACAUUUUUAUUUAGAAUCAGGCUACAUUUGCACCGCUAACUUUUGGUUUAAAAGAGAAUAUCUUCUGCUACAUUUCCCCCUCUCAUUCCCCCUGCUCUGGCGUUCCCCCCUCUCAUUCCCCCUGCUCUGGCGUUUCCUCCUCCCCCUCUCAUUCCCCCUGCUGGCGUUUCCCCUCUCAUUCCCCCUGCUCUGGCCGUUCCCCCCUCUCAUUCCCCCUGCUCUGUGUUUCCCCCUCCUCAUUCCCUCCCCUGCUCUGGCGUUUCCCCCUCCAUUCCCCUCUGCUCUGGCGUUCCUCCCCCUCAUUCCCCUGCUCUGGCGUCCCCCUCUCAUUCCCCCUGCUCUGACGUUUCCCCCUCUCAAUCCCAUCCCUUCCUGGCCUUUCCCCUCUCAUUCCCCCUUCCUGGGCGUUCCCCCCCUCAUUCCCUCUGCGCUGGCGUUCCCCCUUCUCAUUCCCCCUGCUCUGGCGUUUCCACCUCUUAUUCCUCUCAUUCCCCCUGCUCCGGCGUUCUAUUUAGCCUCAAUGCUAAUUUCCAGUUUCACCGGGCUUUUUAAACGUAAAAUAAAGCCAAACUUCAGAGCACCACUUACUGUGCUCCGUGGCUGCAACACAAAAAGUGCCUGGAAGUACGCGGUCGUUACGGAAACCAAAACGUGUUAAAUUUGGAAACAUGAUCUGAAUCAAAACCAUAUUUUCCAGUUCUCGAUGCCCAAUCCUAAUCUUAACCCUACUCCAGGACAGCUCAAUUUCAAACUUUCAUUUUUUUCUGUUUCUACAACCCUGUCAAAUCUUUCCCAUCCCUAUACAGCUGUUCAUUUCGUCCCACGUCUGAGAGCAAGUUAGUUCCACCUUUUCGAAGUCAAAUGUGGCCCAAACAUGACUCCACACAACUUCUUUUGUCGCCCCCGUGUUCUCGGUCUCGGCAAGUAAGCCAAAUAAGCUCUGACUCUGGCCAACUAGUUGACUAAUCGCUCGACUGUUUUUCAGAUAAAGACCACCACUUUUCUCCACCCGCUCUUAAUAAACAGGUUCAACAGUUUAACUGGAUACACUAAAGUGUUGCGUUCUUCACACAGGGCUGAAAUGAAUGAAUGGUUUUGGAUCGCACAGCUAACUGCCGUUAGAAGAGUUGAGACGAGGAAGCUCUCUUUUUUCAUCCCGGUGCCAUUUCUACAUGUCCAUAUUAGUUACUCUUGUAGAUGUCAGGCAAAACGGAUGUAUCUCGUCACUGUUGUGAAGGCAACGGUGACAUUUUCUUUGUCUUUUGUUUUCAUCUGAGGGACAUUGAACACUGGUGCCGGCAGACCUGCAGUCUCUCCUCAAGCUUUGGGCCGGUUUCACAGGAACUCAGUUUAAAAUCAAGCGGUGCGUUUGGAAAUACUAAAAAACAAAUGAAGAAACUUCUUUCUACCGAACCGUUUCACAUUCAGGGCAAUUCACAAGUAUGCUUUCUUUAUGAUCAUUAUAAGCAAACGCCGUACUGUAGUCCUUGAGGAAAUAGAAGGAAACAAGUUGUUUUUUAAACUGAAUUGACUCCGGAUCAUUUCUGAACAGUUUAUAAUUGAGCUGAAUAAUUGUUACGAGCGCUCAUAUAUUCCCCAAGUAUUCUGCAAAGUUUUUGUUUCUAACGUUUUUUUUUUGUUUUUUUUCCCAAGGAUGUUUUUUGGACAAUUAUUUGUUUUUUUGUUUAAAAAAAGUCCCAUAUGUUUUUUGUCGCUUUUCUCGACUUUUUUUUUUGCUUUUUUCUGAGUUUUUGUUGCCUUUUUCAAGUAUUUUGGACAAAUCUUUCCAAAGUUUUUGUCGCCUUUUUUGUUUUUUUCCGACAUCUUUGGCACUUUUCCUGAAAUUUGUUUCCUUUUGACAUUUUUGUUGGAUGCAUUCAACAUCCCAGCUCACAACAGAGUCAGCGAGGCAGAAAUACAGACUUACCAGGGCCAAACUAACUUAAUAUUAACCGUUAAUCUGACUUUAAAAGGCAGUGUUUCCACAAAAUAACCCAAAUUGGGAGGAAGUGACAGUCAGGAUGGGGAUACUAUCUCUGCACGUGAUAAGACUAUUGGAACAACACAGCAAGCCUGAAGGAAGUUAAAGCCAUCUUGUUGUUUCUUUACUGUAGCACAAGUACAAUAUUUGUGCCAAUAUCGCUUCCUUUGGCGGCUGCUGCUUUUUAAGCAACUGCUAUUCAGAAACAGCCAUUUUUUUUCUAAGUUCCUCAUGAAGCUUCAACAGUCAGGGACGUUGAGUACUGCAAAGCCCAGCAGCCCUUCAGUAAGCACUACCUCAAACUCCCAGGGAUAUCUUCUGGGGGUAGAAAGUGUGGCAAAUAAACCAAAAUCGUAACCGUGUUCCUCCAGUAGAAAGGGGAUUCAAAUUCCUUCGAAAAGUCUUUGAACUGGGGGAUUAUUUCUUGGAGUAAACUCCUAUUCCCCCCCCCCCCAUAGGUUUGAGAUGACUGACGCAAAAUAAGGCUUAAAAGUUUCAACGUUUUAACCAUUAUGCAUUAUCUUAUAUGAAACUUUUUCCAUUACUGUACUAGACUGAACAGCAGACAGCUUCUUAUUAAAAACGCUGACAAGCACGACCGUAAGAAGAAAAACGUUUUACCAGUAUUACCCUCUUUGUGUCCAAAAAGUGUAAUACUUACCAGUAUUUCAGCAGCCAAGUGGACUUUAAAAGCCUGCCAAAGUGGCCGGGAGAGCUGCAAACGAAUCGGCCACAGCAGCCGCAACAAAAAGGUGCCAGUGUUUGGUUGGCGGCCCCAUCCCAGUACUGUAGGUAGAUGGGGGGGUGGGGGGGGGGCAGCGUCAGUGUUAAACAGCUUGAGUUUAAACUGCGCUUGAGAAACCGACCCAAACCGACAAAUACCAUUCAGGGAUUCAGUACUAUGCUUUUCUAAGUUCUAGCAAGUUUUAUGCAACCAGUGCCGCAAUUUACCCUACACUACUGUAGGAUCAGCUGCAGGAGUGACUUUCAAUAUACAAACACACACAAAUAACUUGUAGCAUUUUUAUUUUUGUUUUAUUUUUUAUUUGUGACCUUGCAUAUUGAUAUGUUGUGUAUUUAUUUUUUAAUUUACAGGCAUGAGGUUUUGGGGAUCAGAGCUCAGGUGCAACUCGGAAAAAUGUCAAGAGUUGGCACGAUGUACGGUUGUUGUUGUUGUUGUUGUUGUUGUUGUUGGGGGUGGGUGUUCAGUUGUAAUUCAGGAACUACUUUCACUAAUUCAAAAAGAAAAAAAGAUAUAAACUGUAACGUGCUUCUUUCUAUUCAGUCUAUGGACAAACUACCGAGAAGGAAUGUUCUUCAGACUCCUGGAUUCCAGUAUUGUGUGUACUUUGGUGGAUUGAGUCCGGCCCUGUGUAACUUUAGAGGGCUUUGGGUUCGGCUGGUUUCAUGUGAUUGUGCCCUGUCGACAUAGAAACUGGUAAAACCGACGCACUCUGCGAGCCAUUCAUACACCUCUCGGGUGAAUGGUGACCUGAUGGAGAUGGAAACGAGCAUCUGCUCUAAGGGGACUCCCAUUCAGUCCAACCAGAAAACAGUCCUGUGCAAUAUUUGGUUGUUAAUUGUAUAGCUCCCAAAUAGGAUUUGAACUGAAAGAGUCCUGCUGUACCAACAUAUGUUCUGGCCUUGUCGUUGCUUUGGCCCAUCCUUAAAUAUCGCCUACAUUUUCACCCUUCUACAUUAGCUUCUAAAUCUUUGAAUUGGCUCUUUUAUCCAGAAUAACUUCCAUGCUGUUUCUUGGUCUGAACCUGCAGCUGCCAUUUUUGUCAAAUCCGAUCAGACCUCUUACCUUGCCCUCAGGUCUUGACUUUCUUGGCAAACCUAUUCAGACUCAACUAUGGUCUAAAACAUGGUCCGAACAAUUUCAUUUAAAGGUGUACGAAUGGGUUUUCUCAGCGUGCCGGCUUUACGUUUUUCUAUCCCGACUUCCUCGAGCCCAGCACCUCACUUUGCUGUGCAGAUAAACUACCAGUGAAACAUUUGUCUUGUUGCCCCUACUAUUUUAAGCAGUCUAGGAUCUGUACAGACAUGAGAACAUAAAUACCUGUAUCAACUAUAUACUCUGAGCUGAAUCUUUAUAAGUGUGUGUUGAACUUCAGUGUUUUCUCUACAUUUAUAAUUUUCUUGUGUUUUGACUCCACGGCGGGGCUCGGCCCCGGCUGCAUAAAAAGAUUGUCCUUCACUUUGCAAAAAAACAACUUUAAGUUGAGCUUUGUGUAAGCUAAAAGCUAGAGGCUCAUUGGAGUACGUUGUAAGGCAUCCAUGAAAGCACUUAAGGGUUCCUUGGCAGACAGAAAACACAAACUUUCAGCCCAGGGCGUUCCCCAAGGAACCUUCUCGGAUCUGCUGACCGUUGCAAUUUGAAGAAUCCCCCAAAAGCUCUUAAAGACCAGUUGCAAUACUCCAUAUGUGCUAAUGCAAUCACCCACUACAGGUAUUUCAUUCCAGCAUCUCAAUCUCCUCCUUUUUCUCACCGUUGGUAAGAAUUUUAGAGGAAACAUUGAACUCCAAUGACCUCGCCGCCAAGACUGUCUUGGCAGCAGGAUAAGUCUGGUUACCAGGCCUGGAAUUUCUACAAACUAAACCCAAAACACUAAAAGCGUUUUUGACCCCACAUUUCUCAAGGCUCUCGAGUUGCAGCGCUGAUCCAGGGUCUGCCAACGCAGCCUCUAAUGGUCAUGAUGCUCACGGGGUUUCUUUCAAGGCAGGAAGACACUGAGCUUCAGUGGAUUGUGUAAAAAAAA
Molecule: messenger RNA, 9129 nt
Organism: Etheostoma spectabile (orangethroat darter)
Lineage: Eukaryota; Metazoa; Chordata; Actinopteri; Perciformes; Percidae
Gene: acvr2ab
Product: activin A receptor type 2Ab
Exons: 12
Coding region: 944-2533 (529 amino acids)
Biological process (GO): cellular response to growth factor stimulus; activin receptor signaling pathway; protein phosphorylation
Cellular component (GO): plasma membrane; activin receptor complex
Molecular function (GO): activin binding; activin receptor activity; metal ion binding
Source: RefSeq, a predicted model, not a curated record